AUGAGGAUUGGGGUCAGAAACACCUAUAUACCGAAUCAUAUAAGGCUAACUGCUGCGCUGCAUUUUUAUGCAACAGGGUCGUUUUUACGCGACAUAGGAGAGGACUUUGUGUGCCCAAUGAGCAAGUCAACAUUAUGUUUGGUAAUAAAAGAAGUGACUUUUAUUAUUCAGGAUAAAUUGAUGCAGAAGUACAUAAGAUUUCCCACUUCUGCAGAUGAACAGAAUAUUGUUAAACAAAGAUUCUUCAAUGCGACAGGCUUUCCAGGGGUAAUAGGUGCUGUUGAUUGCACGCACAUUAAAAUAAAAAAACCUCAUAUAGAAGUGGAGCAUUGUUACAGAAAUAGAAAAGGUUAUUUUUCAAAAGAUGUGCAGCUCAUUUGCGAUUUUGAUUUAAAAAUCUUGGGAUGCUAUGCUCGUUAUGGUGGAAGUACGCAUGAUGCCUUCAUAUGGGAGAACAGCGCAAUCAAAAAGUUCCUAGAAGUCAAUCACAGGCAAAAUAAUGACUCAAUUUGGUUACUGGGUGAUUCCGGAUAUCCUCUUCAACCAUGGUUAAUGACUCCUUUUAGAAAUAGUGAAAAUGCAAGCUAG
This is a messenger RNA of Teleopsis dalmanni, 588 nucleotides long. Its product is annotated as putative nuclease HARBI1. The coding region runs from base 1 to 588 and encodes 195 amino acids. Lineage: Eukaryota; Metazoa; Arthropoda; Insecta; Diptera; Diopsidae. The record is from RefSeq and is a predicted model, not a curated record. The transcript has 2 exons.